Aaosphaeria arxii CBS 175.79 is the source of this 854-nucleotide messenger RNA. RefSeq lists its product as uncharacterized. NCBI's taxonomy places the organism in Eukaryota, Fungi, Ascomycota, Dothideomycetes, Pleosporales. The record is from RefSeq and is a predicted model, not a curated record. The transcript has a single exon. The coding region runs from base 229 to 711 and encodes 160 amino acids.
AGUCUAGGAUUAUCCCCACGCGAUGUCUCAGACACACGCAACGACGCUGUCAAUCUGAUUUUCCACGAAUAGAAUGGGCAUGUCGAACACCAUAAGGGCGUUUUGAGUGAUGUGGGAUAUGAUAUAUGAUAAGAGUUAUAGACAGGGCACCGCUGUACUUGAACCGACUUCUACCGUAUCGCUGGUGUUGGUGCGCACGCCUUGGGCACCCGUUCCAUAACAACAUCAAUGCGCAAUUCGAAAUUGUCAAUGCGAUUGAACGACACACAAGCCAUAUAUGGAGCGCCGACGUAUAAUGAUCUCACGAGCAGAAAUAAACCUCGAAGGAACGGUCACAGCAUCGUCACAUCGCUUGCGACUGCUGGGAUUGGCACCAGCGUUGGUGCUGUCCUACAUGGAGAGAGAGACAGCAGGCCCUGUGCAAGUUACACAAUGCUCGACGCUGAUCCAGAGCCACGGCUCUCGAAUAAGACGGUCGUACCCACCCAUAAUAACGCAAUACCAUGUCAUAGCAGCAAGGUGACAAGUGGGAGAUCACUGAAUUCAAAGUUAAUCAGACGCAGGGGUUGCGCGCGAUGCCCUGUCCAUAACAGCCGAUGCCUGCAUCUAUAUCUCGCUAGACGAGUCCUGAGCGUCGUUAUUUUGGGAAUCAUCACAAUGCUCACAGGGACCAUUCAAUAUUUUUCAAAACUCAUAUUUUCCAAUUCCUGACGCCUGUCUAAAUGCUACGCUGUAAAUGCUACACGGGGAUGAUGCUGGGUGGAAAGGCCAAAAGAGGAUAGGAAACGGAACAAGAACCUAAAUGGCCACUUGCUCUUACGCGUCUUGAAUUCCGUUGCAGCGCUUGAUAACAC